AUGUCCGCACCUGAGAUCGAUAUAAUUACCAAAGAGGUCCUACCGGAGAGCGAACUCAAAAAUGGUCAAAUGAAAACCGUCGAAUUUGGUGAAGGUAAAGUCUUACUUUCAAAGAUCAAGGGAAAGAUCUAUGCCACCUCGGCCUUCUGUACGCAUUACGGUGCUCCCCUUGAAAAGGGUGUCCUUUCUCACGAUGGUAGAGUCGUAUGUCCCUGGCACGGAGCAUGCUUUAACGUCUGUUCGGGAGACAUCGAAGAUGCGCCAGGUCUCGAUAGUCUAUGGAAGUUCUCGGCGACAGUCAACAACGGACAGAUCGUCGUAUCGGCAAAUCACCAAGAAGUCAAAUCGAAGGUCGGCAGAAUCGUCCCUAAGUCCAGAACAAAGGGAACAGGUAGAAAAGAAAAUGAAACUGUUGUCAUCGUCGGUGGUGGUUCGGGUGGUAUUCACACUGUUGAAAGUUUGAGAAUGAACGAUUUCCAAGGAGACAUCGUCUUGAUCUCUGAGGAGACCUACGCACCCAUCGAUCGAACCAAAAUGUCCAAAGGUCUUGUAGACAACGCUGAAAAACUCGCUUGGCGAAAACCCGAAGAGUUGAAGAGUGAUUUCGGUGUUGAUUUCCACCCUGGUACAUCCGUUACAAAAGUCGAUUUCUCUUCGCAAAGCGUGACCACCUCAUCUGGUCAAACACACAAAUACGACCAUCUCGUUCUCGCACCCGGAGCCAAGCCCAAGAAAAUCCCAAUUGACGGAGCAGACUUGGAUGGAGUAGUGACAUUACGAUAUGUCCAAGAUACCCAGAAGAUCACUUCUGCAAUCACGAAAGAUUCAGAUAUUGUUCUGAUUGGAACUUCAUUUAUCUCGAUGGAAGCUGCCGGUGCGAUCUUGAAGAAAGAGCCUAAAUCUGUUACGUUGGUAGGUAUGGACGAAACCCCUUUCGAAAAGAUUUUAGGUAAAGGUAUUGGUAAUGCUGUCAUGGAGAAUAUGAAGAAGCAAGGUAUCAAAUUUUACAUGAAGGCUGAAAUUGAGAAACUCGCUCCUUCAGAAUCUAACCCUUCACAUGUCGGUUCCAUUCACGUUAAAGGCCAAGACCCCAUCCCCGCUAACUUCGUAAUUAUGGGUACUGGAGUCGCACCAGCCACGUCAUUCCUCGAAGGUGUCGUAUCAUUAGAGAAAGAUGGAGGUGUCAAAGUAGAUGAAUAUCUGAGACUCGAAGGACAAAAGAACGUCUACGCUAUUGGUGAUAUUGCUCAUUAUGUGCAAUACCCUGACAAGUUCCCAAGAAGAGUGGAACACUGGAACGUUGCUGGUAAUCAUGGACGAGAAGUAGCACAUAACAUCACUCAUCCGGAUGAUCAAGUCGCUUAUACCAAGGUGCCGAUCUUCUGGUCCUCGAUCGGUAAAGGGUUGAGAUACCUCGGUACUGGUGCGGGAUUCGAUGAUUCUUACACUGAUGGUAAUAUCGAUGAACUCAAGUUCGCGACAUACCAAGCUAAGAACGGUAAGAUCACAGCUGUAGCUACGAUGCAAAGGGAUCCUAUUGUCGCCAAGGCCAGCGAAUUGAUGAGAUUAGAUAUCAUGCCUAGUCUGGAUGAAAUCAGAAAUGGUAAGAAUAUCUUGGAAAUUGAAUUGAUCGAUAAAGGUGGAAACAAAGUAUGA
This is a messenger RNA of Kwoniella botswanensis, 1656 nucleotides long. RefSeq lists its product as uncharacterized. Gene Ontology annotation, cellular component: cytoplasm. Lineage: Eukaryota; Fungi; Basidiomycota; Tremellomycetes; Tremellales; Cryptococcaceae. Gene Ontology annotation, molecular function: oxidoreductase activity, acting on NAD(P)H; 2 iron, 2 sulfur cluster binding; flavin adenine dinucleotide binding. The record is from RefSeq and is a predicted model, not a curated record. The coding region runs from base 1 to 1656 and encodes 551 amino acids. The transcript is spliced from 12 exons.